AUGUCUCAGCGGUCGCCUAAUGUUCCCUACAAUGGGGGAUCCCUGCUGGGCGUAGCCAUUGCUAUGGCAAUACUGCAGAUCGUUGCGGUGAUUGCUCGCUUCUAUACUCGACACAGUCAGAGACUCGCCUACGCGCUUGAUGAUUUUCUGACUGUUAUCGCCUUGAUUGCUAGCCUGGGACAGUCGGCUCUGUACGUGGUUUUGGUCAAAGUAGCGGGAGUAGGAUAUCAUAUGAGCUUUGUGGAGGAGACUCCAGAGAAGUUGGUUGCUCUCGAAAAGGGUCUAUACGCCAAUGAGAUUAUAGAUUUCCCCUUUGUCAUAACUCCAGCCAAGAUUUCCAUUCUGAUAUUUUACGUCCGCAUCUUUAGCACGCGAAACUUCAAAGUGGCCGCGUAUAUCGUUGGAGCACUCGUACUCGGACACGGUAUCGAGGUUUUGCUUGCAGCUAUCUUUCAAUGCUGGCCAAUCGAUUACACAUGGAACAAGACUACAGGUGUCGAAGGCGGCUCAUGUUUCAAUCAACAAGCCUUCUACCGAUACGUCUCGCCGCCGAACAUUUUGACGGAUGUCCUCUUAUUGAUAUUACCACUGCCAUAUGUUUGGAGACUUCAUACCACCCGUGGUCACAAGCUGGCAUUGACGGGAGUUUUUCUCCUGGGAGGAUUAGGAACGGUAGCCAGCAUUCUGCAUGACAAACUUCUUCGAAGAAAGAGCGACGGGACAUCAACCGAUCUUGGGAUCUGGACUGUUCUUGAAGGAGCCCUCAUCAUCAUAGCCGCCUGCUUGCCCCCCACUUGGCCUUUGAUAAUCCGGUUCCUACCCCGGAAGCUCUUCAGCAAAAAGUCGGUCGGAACUCGUCCUUCUGAGAGUGAUACGAGCAGACGUGCCAUGGUUGAGAGCGAGGACGGAUCUUCCCGUAAAGGGGGUAGUGCUCGCCGCCCCGGCCAGAGCCUGUCCACCCUGGAAAGUCAAACCAGGCUAUCUCCUGGGGUUUCAACUCGGCCUUCAGAUAGAUUUGCAUUGGAGUCCAUUCCGAGUGAGGCUUGA
Aspergillus aculeatinus CBS 121060 is the source of this 1047-nucleotide messenger RNA. RefSeq lists its product as uncharacterized. Bases 1 to 1047 code for a protein of 348 amino acids. NCBI's taxonomy places the organism in Eukaryota, Fungi, Ascomycota, Eurotiomycetes, Eurotiales, Aspergillaceae. The record is from RefSeq and is a predicted model, not a curated record. The transcript is spliced from 6 exons.